Molecule: messenger RNA, 3226 nt
Organism: Oncorhynchus mykiss (rainbow trout)
Lineage: Eukaryota; Metazoa; Chordata; Actinopteri; Salmoniformes; Salmonidae
Gene: slc46a1
Product: solute carrier family 46 member 1
Biological process (GO): transmembrane transport
Cellular component (GO): plasma membrane
Molecular function (GO): transmembrane transporter activity
Source: RefSeq, a predicted model, not a curated record
AGCUUCGUCCAGAUGGGGCAAUCUCGAGUCCAUUAUGCGGACAAGACUAGUGUUAUUAACUUCUAGAGGUUUUACUUACAGUUUAAGUACGUUUUGUCUUUGUUUCUGAUCCGAACAAGUGAAUUAUUUGAAGAUUUUGUCCGCAAACUAUUCAGUCUUGCAAAGACGAGUCUAUAAUAACAAAGAAACCGGAUAUCUUAGUUGGGGUCUUGAAUCUUUUUUUAGUAUCCUACAAACUGGCAAUGGAAGAUUCGGACACCAGAGCAAUUCUUCCCGAAGAUACUCUAUCGUCUGUAGACGACGAAAUACGGAUAAAUGACACAUUUUGUAAUAACGAGGAGGUUGAGAAUAAGGGACACGUUUGCUAUAGACGGCCGCCGUUCGCUUGCCCGCUUUCGGUUUCUGUUGAACCCGUAUUGUUCUUAUCGAUGUUCUCGCUGUCUCUUCAGUGGCCGCUGUCUACGCAGUACCUAUGGGACCGCAUCAGUGAAGACGUAGGUUACAACGGAACAAAAGGAGGGGGGUGUGCCAACACUUCUGGGCCCCCAGACCCACUUCAAAAGGAGGUAGAGACCCUGACAGCCCACUGGAACCUGUACAUCAACUUGGGAGGAUUUGCAGUGGGGCUGUUUGUGGUGACUCUGCUUGGCUCCUGGAGUGACCAGGGGGGCCGGCGGCCCGUGCUCAUCCUGCCCAGCCUGGGUCUGGCCCUGCAGGCUGGGGUCUACCUGCUGGUCAUGUACCUCAAGCUGCCCGUGGCCUGGUUCCUCCUGGGCAGGCUGCUCUCGGGCCUCUCAGGCGACUUCAACACCAUCCUGGCAGGCUGCUUUGCCUAUGUGGCUGACACCAGCGACAGGGGCUCCCGGACCUUCAGGGUGGCAGUGCUGGAGGCCUGUCUGGGACUGGCGGGCAUGCUGGCCAGUAUCAUAGGGGGGCAGUGGCGUCGGGCACAAGGGUACAUUAACCCAUUCUGGCUGGUGCUGGCCACUAACCUGGCUGCUGCCCUCUAUGCCUACCUGUUUGUACCCGAGUCCGUCACCCCUGACCCCAGUGCCAAACUCUUUACCACCCGUCACCACCGCGCCGUCUACCACCUCUACUCUGCACUAGGCGACCCCACCGAGGCCGGCAGUUACACAAAAUGGAGGAGGUACAAACUGUGGCUCUACAUCUUCUGCUUCUUCCUGGUGGUGACGGUCCACUUUGGCAGCCGCGAGCUGUUUGUUCUAUAUGAGCUGAGCUCUCCGCUGUGCUGGGGCCCAGGGCUGAUUGGCUGGGGGUCUGCAGCUCAGAACCUGGCCUACCUCAGCAGCCUUCUGGGGUUGAGGACCUUGCAGCGAUGCCUAGAGGACUCCUGGGUGUCUCUGGUGGGACUGGCCUCAAACAUGACCGGCCUGGUGGUCAUCUCACUGGCCAACACUACUGAACUCAUGUUCACAGGCUAUGGGCUGUGCUUCCUCUACAUGGCAGCCACUCCAGUCCUCAGGGCCAAGCUGUCCAAGCUGGUGGGGCCUGAAGAACAAGGUGCGUUGUUUGCGUCGGUGGCCUGUGUGGAGGGGCUGUGUUCCCUGGUGGCCAGCAGCCUCUUUAACUCUCUCUACCCAGCCACCCUGCACAUCAUGAAGGGAUUCCCCUUCCUGUUCGGAGCCCUCCUCCUCCUCAUCCCCACAGGGAUCAUUGGGAUAGUUGAGUGUCGGGAUCAGAGGACAGACAGAAGAGAAGACUCUGCAACAUCCUGACACUGACAGACAGACAGACAGACAGACAGACAGACAGACAGACAGACAGACAGACAGACGGGCAGUAGAUAAACUUCCUCACAUCACAGCUUGAGCCUGGAAGGCCACAGCCUCUGCUGCCCUACAUACACCUUUUUACCAGUGUGCUGGAGAGGUAGCUGACUGUCAUUAGACCACACAGAGUUUGGAUUCCGUGGCUUCAACACCAAAAGACCAAGACCAAAAAGCUGAAAUCACCAGCCAACCCACCAUAUCAGACAUCACUGUGCACUACGUCAUCUGAGACUAGAAGAGAAAGAGGUCUGAGUUCUCUGUUGUAUUUUAAACUGAAAACCUAAUGUGAGCUGACAUACAAUUGUGGUCAAAUAAUACCCACAGUACUAUAUCAAACUAUCCAAGGACAGGCAGAAAAUACAUGACUCAGAAAAUAUGAAAUUCAAUAACAGUGCAUCUCAAUGUCACCAUAGCAUGCGAGCAGCAGAUAGAUCGACUUUAGCCCAACUUGUCCAGACUCAACCAUUAGUAUCUCUGAACAAAACGAGACCCAUCCGCUUCUAGCAGCAGUCAGGGAGUACUGAGUUACACUGCUUACAGUUUACUGUCAUCCCUCCAUUCAACAGAUAACCCAGUCUAACCCCUUAAGUGCCCUAACACAGCAACCCUGUCACCCCUCCAUACUAUACAAUAGAUAGGCAAGUAAGUGUGUGUGUGUGUGCCAGUGUGCCAAUAGAUGGCCUAGUCUAAACUCCCUGCUCCCUAAAGUGUUCUCACAUAGCAACACAUGAUAACCCCCCAGCACAAGGCCACAGCUAGCUCACACACACCACACACACUGUCCUGGGUUCAACCCUGCGUAGCACAGGGGGCAACCAGAUAUCUUAUAACACAUUUAAAAGGAUGCAACAGAAACUGAGGGGUUGCGGUCAGGGGGAGAGUUGAAGCAUUAAUUUCACUCAGUAUUUGGGUGAUAUAUUUUGAUUUGCUGUUAGGGAGAAGUAAGGCCUGUGAUAUGCCUACUGGCUUUCUGUCUUCUGUUAGGGAGAAGUAAGGCCUGUGAUAUGCCUACUGGCUUUCUGUCUUCUGAAGUCAUGUAACCAAUGUGUUCAAUGCACUGACUGGAAGUUGCUUUGGAUAAGAGUUUCUGCUCAGUAUUGUGAAUUGAUUUUAAUGUAUGCACCGUACAGUAUUACUGAUUUUUAAAUACUGUGAAUGAUAUUUAUCAUCUUUAGAAAAUGGUACGAAUGAAUGAUUGAAUCAUGCUACUGAUAUAUUUGACACUUAAAGUUAAGUGGCUUCUUAUGAAAUAUUAUUGCCUCAUAAAACAUUCAUAGCAUCUUGUAGAUGCUGAUGUGGAAAGCCAAUUAUAUAUUUGAUAACAUUUAACUGGCUUCUUAUGAAAUGUUAUUGCCUUGUAAAACAUUUAUAGCACCUUGUAGAUGCAGACGUGGAACAUAUGAAACUCUACAAUAAAGCAAGCCACAAAAGGU